AUGUGGUCUUAUCUUUUCGGUUCCGGAGCGCCAAGCAAGAAUAAGGAUGCCCCCAAAAAAGCGAUCCUCGAUCUACGGGAGCACAUAACACUGUUGGGGAAGAAAGAAGCGCAUUUGCAGUCACAAAUUACCGUUCAGGAGCAAGCUGCUCGACAGCAGCUGGCGAAAAACAAUAAAGUUGGAGCGAAAAACUCGCUGAAGCGUAAGAAAACCUACGAGUCUCAGUUGGUUAAGAUUCAGGCACAAAUGGACUCACUGGAGCAACAGCUGUAUUCGAUUGAAUCUGCUAAUUUGAAUCUAGAAACCAUGAAGGCAAUGAAACAAGGUGCUUCGGCCAUGAAAAACAUUCACAAAGGCAUGGAUAUCGAUAAAGUGGACGAAACCAUGGACGAAAUCCGCGAACAGGUCGAACUGGGCGAGGAAAUUUCCGACGCCAUCUCCAGACCCUUGCACGCAGGUGCAGAAGUGGACGAAGACGAAAUCGACGAGGAACUCGAGGCCCUGGCUGCUGAAAAUGUCAAACAAGAAGUGGUACCUCCGCAGAAGCUUCCCUCUGUACCCCAGGACAAAGUUUCGGAGUGGCAAAGGCCACAAGAGGCGACAAAAGAGGAACAGGAAGACGAAGAAGAGGAAGACGAGGACGAGCGGGCCUUGCGUGAACUGCAAGCUGAGAUGGGCUUAUGA
Messenger RNA from Lachancea meyersii CBS 8951, 684 nucleotides. Lineage: Eukaryota; Fungi; Ascomycota; Saccharomycetes; Saccharomycetales; Saccharomycetaceae. The record is from the annotation of a GenBank genome assembly.